This is a messenger RNA of Nicotiana tabacum (common tobacco), 841 nucleotides long. The record is from RefSeq and is a predicted model, not a curated record. NCBI's taxonomy places the organism in Eukaryota, Viridiplantae, Streptophyta, Magnoliopsida, Solanales, Solanaceae.
GAAGACUUGAACCCAACGUAUAUACCAAAUAUUCUAUAUACUACCAAACUUUCCGCUCUCUAUGUAUAAAACCAAAUGUAAAAACUCUUGGCAAUUACUUAUUCCAUUCUUCCAUUGAAAAUCCGUUAUCCUCUUUCGCCAUCUCCAAAGUUAGCAAGGAAAAUCUGCAUAAGUUUUCAUCGAUAUAUGAAAACAUCCAUUCUUUUGCAAAGUUCAACAAGUAUAAACCACGCCUGCUGGUCCCGUUAUAGGUAUUAUAGUAUCUCUUUAUACCCUAUUUUUAGCUUUAAAAUCUUGAAAAAUAAGGAUGUAAGCAGCUUUGGAGAUCAGUAUAAUAAUAGCUUGUCAUUUCUCGGAUCAAGAAAAGGACUUUUAACUAGUGACAAAAUUAAGAGGAAGUUUGUGGUGAGCAGCAAUGGUCAACCAGGAGGUCCCUUUCCUUCUCCACCCUCUUCAAAUCCCUUUAAUGGCUGGCUUAUAGGAAUUCUGCUAUCAAUAAUUUUACCCUUCUUCCGCAAUAAAUGGGGGUCAUUAUUGCAACUUAAAAAUAAAGUGGAAGAUGUAAUAGAAACAGUAGAAGAAGUAGUAGAGGAGGUGGAGAAUGUGGCUGAGGAAGUAGACAAAGUGGCUGAAGAAAUUGGGAAAGAUUUGCCAGAAGGCCUACUCAAAGAUACUCUCAAAGCUGUGGAAAAUUUCUCAGAAGAAACAGCCAAGUUUGCUCAUGCAGCUGGAGAUAUUAUUGAUAAGGUUUAUCUAAUUAACUCACUUUAUAGUUUAUUUCUUAGUUAAUUAAACACCUUCAUUCCCAACUAGUACGUAAUUUAUUAUUCUUAUUGGUUUA